AUGUCAUCACAGUCUCGUCACGUCUACACACGCAAUGAGCGGAUGAUACUCGAAGCCAGUUUUGCUAGUGAACCGCACCCAAACAUUCAAGAAAAAGAACGUUUAGCUAAAUUAUUAAAUUGUAACCUCAUUCAAAUCUCCAAUUGGUUCCAAAAUCACCGACGUCGAUUAAAGAAACAAACAAAAAUCAAGACAAAAACAAUUAUAAAAGAUGAGCUGAUCAUUCCAACUCCACACGACGCAUCGUAUUACCAAUUUCCAACAGCAGAAGUAACAACUUGUCCAUAUUGUCUUAACCACGAUCAAACCUCUUACUAUUAUCAUUGGUCACCAUCUCAAUAUAUUCUUUCACACGAAUCAUACAACACACAACCGAUAAGUUUCGAUGAAUCUGUUGCUUAUAAAACUUGA
Messenger RNA from Adineta ricciae, 411 nucleotides. Lineage: Eukaryota; Metazoa; Rotifera; Eurotatoria; Adinetida; Adinetidae. The record is from the annotation of a GenBank genome assembly.